This is a messenger RNA of Python bivittatus (Burmese python), 2355 nucleotides long. RefSeq names its product solute carrier family 13 member 2 (gene SLC13A2). Gene Ontology annotation, molecular function: alpha-ketoglutarate transmembrane transporter activity; sodium:dicarboxylate symporter activity; fumarate transmembrane transporter activity. Gene Ontology annotation, cellular component: plasma membrane. The record is from RefSeq and is a predicted model, not a curated record. Gene Ontology annotation, biological process: succinate transmembrane transport; cellular response to lithium ion; alpha-ketoglutarate transport. Lineage: Eukaryota; Metazoa; Chordata; Lepidosauria; Squamata; Pythonidae.
CUGCUGGAGCUCCUUUAACCCCGGGGCUGGCUUGGGCACCAUCUCCAACAUGUGGCGAGAGAUCGUGGCAUACAGGAACUAUCUGAUCACCGUGCUGACUCCCCUGGUCUUCCUUCCUUUGCCGCUGGUUCUUCCUCACAAGGAAGCCCAAUGCGGCUACACCAUCAUUCUGAUGGCCAUCUUCUGGUGCACCGAAGCCUUGCCCCUGGCAGUGACCGCUCUCAUCCCGGUCCUUUUCUUCCCCCUCAUGGGCAUCAUGGACUCCACGACGGUGUGCAUGGAAUACCUAAAGGACGCCAACAUGCUCUUCAUUGGAGGGCUGCUGGUGGCCAUUGCUGUCGAGCACUGGAACCUCCACAGGCGCAUCGCCCUGCAAGUCCUCCUCAUCAUUGGGGUCCGGCCUGCCUUGCUGCUGAUGGGCUUCAUGGGCAUCACCGCCUUCCUCUCCAUGUGGAUCAGCAACACGGCCACCACCGCCAUGAUGGUGCCCAUCGCGCACGCCGUCCUUCAGCAGCUGCACAAGUCGGAGCUGGAGCAGAGCGCGGCAGAGCAAGAGGGCGUCCCGAACGGGACCAUCAACCGGGCAUUUGAGUUGCAGGAGGCCCCCCACCCACAAGUGCAGGUGGUGGCAAAGGGGAAGGUGCCGGAGGAGCAGCAGCAACUUGGGCAGAAGCUGCAGGAGGACCAGAUCCAGCUGCAGCAGAAGCACGAGACGUUUUGCAAAGGGAUGAGCCUGGCCGUCUGCUACUCUGCCAGCAUCGGCGGGAUCGCCACCCUGACGGGCACCACCCCCAACCUGGUGAUGAAGGGGCAGAUGGACGAGCUCUUCUGCCGCAACAACAACGUGGUGAACUUUGCCUCCUGGUUCACUUUCGCCUUCCCCGCCAUGGUGCUGCUCCUGAGCGUCUCCUGGCUGUGGCUGCUGCUGCUGUUCCUGGGCUUGGACUUCAGGAAGAAUUUUGGCUGCGGCACCAGCGAGUCGGAGCGGCUGAAGUCUGCCAGGGCGUACGACAUCAUCAAGAGCGAGUACCAGUCCUUGGGCCGCAUGAAGUUCUCCGAGGUGGCUGUCCUCGUCCUCUUUAUCACCUUGGUGGUGCUUUGGUUCACGAGGGAGCCCGGCUUCAUGCCCGGUUGGGCAAGUGCCGCCUUUAGCCACAAGGGGAAGAGUUACGUCACGGAUGCCACCGUGGUCAUCUUCAUCUCGCUGCUGAUGUUCCUGAUUCCCUCCAAAAUGCCCGGCUGCUCUUCCAGGGGCCAGCUGGAAGGCAGCCCGGGGCAGGUCUGCGCGCCCCCGGCCCUCCUGGACUGGGCCACGGUCAACCGGCAAAUGCCCUGGAACAUCGUCAUCCUCCUGGGAGGAGGGUUCGCCUUGGCCAAGGGCAGCGAGGUCUCAGGCCUGUCCAAAUGGCUGGGGAGCAAGCUGGCCCCUUUGCAGACCAUUCCCCACCCGGCCAUCGCCUUCCUGCUCUCCCUCCUGGUGGCUGUCUUCACCGAGUGCACCAGCAACGUGGCCACCACCACCCUCUUUCUGCCCAUCCUGGCUUCCAUGGCCCAGGCCAUUGAACUCAACCCGCUGUACGUGAUGCUGCCCUGCACGCUCGCGGCCUCGCUGGCCUUCAUGCUGCCGGUGGCCACCCCACCCAACGCCAUCGUCUUCUCCUACGGCCAUCUCCGGGUCAUCGACAUGGUCAAAGCUGGAUGUAUGCUGAACGUCCUGGGCGUCCUGACCAUCAUGCUGGCCAUCAACACCUGGGGCAUCCCCUUGUUUGACCUGCACCAGUUCCCGUCCUGGGCAAGCAGCAAUGCCACUCGCUGCUGACUGGCGAAAGAGGGUUACUCUGACUCUGAGCCUCUUCCCAGGCUCCCUGGUUUCUCGGGCAUGGCAUUGUCUCACCUCUGUGGCACAAAAGUAGCUCAGACUGACCCAGCCGUGGCACUGGUACGCUGCAAGCCCUUGUGGAUGGCACCAGCCUCCCCGGCCCUGAAGGAUCCCAGGCACGUCUUGUGAGAGCGAGAGAAAAUGUGCUUCUCCUCCAAACCGCUCCUGUAAAUGCAGCGCCCCAUUGCCAGCAACACCGAAGACGGCCUGGCCCUGCUGAUGCAAAGCUUAUGGGGGACAUUGGUGCACCAGCUCAUGCACCAGCUAUUGUAGCGCAUUUCUGUGCCAGCCACAAUCAUUCUAAUUGAUUCUAAUCCCCAACCACUGGAUGCCAUCUGUCUGCAGCUGCAUGUCCAGAAACUAUCCCUGGCACUUCCUGAGCAGCUGGGCUGCAGGUCCCAGGCCAGGGCAGGCCCUGGGGUCUCUCCUGGGCAUAAUGGAACCGUACCUUGGUGAAAUAAAGUGGUUUUCAGCCA